AUGUCGUCUUCCCCAUUUCGUAUCCUCGAGCAUGUGGUACCUUGCCAGCAUCUCCGCGAAUACCCCGGUGCAACAGCUGAGGAUCAAGAACAGCCUUUGCAUCUGGCUGUGAAACAAUACAUCCCGCUGGAUAAUCCGAAUCCCAAACCGGGUGAUGUGACUAUCCUUGCUGCUCACGCAAAUGGCUUCCCCAAGGAGCUAUACGAGCCUCUCUGGGAGGAAAUCAAUGCCCGGUCUAAAGAAGCUGGGUUUCGGAUCCGAAGCAUCUGGAUGGCCGAUGUAGCACAAGAAGGAGAGAGCAGCGUUAUCAACGAGGACUCUCUGGGGAAUGACCCUAGCUGGUUCGACCAUCCCCGAGACCUUCUCCAUCUGGUGAACGUCAAGCGAGCAGAAAUGCCCCGGCCUAUUGUUGGAAUCGGGCACAGUAUGGGCGGCGCACAUCUCACACAGCUAAGCUUGAUGCACCCCCGAUUGCUACAUAGCCUUGUGCUCCUUGACCCUGUCAUCCAACCUCAAACAACCCAAUUAGACACCAUGAGCCUUCUAGAAAAUAAACGCCGCAUCGCCCACACUACUCAGCUUUCCACUCACCGUCGUGAUCUGUGGCCAUCGCGCCAGGCCGCCGCAGAGAGCUUCAAGCGCAGUCCGUUCUACCAAGCCUGGGAUCCGCGCGUCCUAGACCGUUGGGUCCAAUAUGGCCUGCGCGACCUACCAACAGCUAUCCACCCAUUAGACGAAAAGACCAGUACUGAGAAGAAAAGCAAGCCAGUGACAUUACGCACCCCUCUCCACCAGGAAGUCUUUACCUUUUCACGACCAAACUACAGUCACAUACCGGGGAGUAGCCAGCCCGUCAACAGAGUAACGCACCCAGACCUAGACGCAGACCAUCCACAUAACCAUCCCUUCUAUCGGCCCGAGCAGUCACGGAUAUUCGCCCAGCUACCCCACCUCCGCCCAAGUGUGCUGUACAUUUUCGCCGGCAAGUCCGACAUGUGUCUGCCAGAGAUGCGUGCAGCGAAGCUUACUACUACGGGAACGGGCUUGGGCGGUAGUGGCGGUGUUGCUUCAAGUCGAGUACGUGAAGUUUUCCUAGAAGAUUUCGGCCACUUGCUCGCCCAGGAGGCUGUGAAUGAAUGUGCUGAUGCUGCUGUUUGCUGGUUGGGGCCGGAACUGAGACGUUGGCGGGAUGAGGAGGAAAACUUUCGCUCGAGGUGGAAUAAGAAGAGCAAGAUUGAAAAGAUGACUAUUGAUGCGGAGUGGUUGAAGCAUGUGCCUGCUCCAGCUCGUCGACCUAAGAAAGAGGGAAGUAAGACUGACUCCAAGCUGUAA
Molecule: messenger RNA, 1332 nt
Organism: Penicillium taxi
Lineage: Eukaryota; Fungi; Ascomycota; Eurotiomycetes; Eurotiales; Aspergillaceae
Product: putative toxin biosynthesis protein
Exons: 4
Coding region: 1-1332 (443 amino acids)
Source: RefSeq, a predicted model, not a curated record